UUUAAAAAAGAAAAAAUUUUAAACGAAUUAAAAAUAAAAGCCUAAAUCUAUGGUGAACAGCCUUGAACUGAACCAGCAAACCCAACGCCGGUGGGUAACAGCUCAUCGCCUUCAACCUUUCUCGGACCUCGGUUGCCGCCUUGCUCAUCGGAAAACGCCUCGUCACCGGCCACUGUUUCGAUUUAACAAUCUUUCAAUGUAAUAGAAGCUUAGCCAUCACUGACUUGUGCUAAUAUGGGCCAUAUAUGAGGUUAUGGUUGCCUGGCUAUGAGUUGAUGCCACCGUACUGGGCCACAUUCGAACAACUCGGUACACCUGGCCUCAUUCUUGCCAAAACUUAUCCAACUUCAUUCGGAAACAAUCUCGUAAGAUUUUACCUCAUUGUUUUGUUCAACCUCAACUCUUGCAAAGACACUAAAUUCCCCCACAAAGCAAUGCCAAUUGCUUCUCUCUCUAGAUUGAUUUCACUUUCAAUUCACACUAAACAAAGCAAAAUUUUCAAUCUUCAAUUCAGAUCGGUCUCCUCUGCCGACAAAUUUUUCACUCUUUUAGAGAAAAACCAAAGCAAUAUAGAGAAAACCUUAGCUUUAGUCAAUGCCAAAUUGGACCCAAACUGUGUUUGUGAGGUGUUAAAAAGAUGUUCUUUUGAUAUAUCUCUAUCUCAAAUAGGUUUAAGGUUUUUCAUAUGGGCAGGUCUUCAAUCAAAUUGUAGGUAUAGUUCUUAUAUGUACAACAAAGCUGCUGGAUUUUUGAAAAUUAAGCAAAACCCAUUUCUUGUUUUGGAUGUUAUCAAAGCUUACAGGAUGGAAAAGUGUUCAGUUAACCUUAAAAUGUUUAAGGUUGUUUUGAAUUUGUGUAAAGAAGCUAACAUUGCCGAUGAAGCUUUGUUGCUAUUGAGGAAAAUGCCUGAAUUUAAUUUACGUCCGGAUACUACUGCUUAUAAUGUGGUUAUCAGGCUGCUUUGUGAGAAAGGGGAUAUGGAUAUGGCUCAUAAAUUGAUGAAAGAGAUUGGCUUGAUUGAUCUUUAUCCCGAUAUGAUGACUUAUUUUGCAAUGAUCAAGGGGUUCUGUAAUGCUGGUAGAUUGGAGGAGGCUUGUGAGUUGUUUCAGGCUAUGAAGGGGCAAGGGUUUUCUCCAAAUGCUGUGACUUAUUCCGUGCUUCUCGAGGGUAUUUGUAAGUACAGGAGUACGGAAAAGGCAUUGGAAUUAUUAGGGGAGAUGGAGAAAGCAGGUGGGAAUUGUAGUCCAAAUGUAAUCACAUAUACAUCUGUGAUUAAAAGCUUUUGUGAGAAGGGUCAAACAAUAGAGGCAUUGAGGAUUUUGGAUAGAAUGGAAGCUUGCCAGUGUGUUCCUAACCGUAUAACUGUUAUUACUUUGAUCACGGGUCUUUGCACCGAGGGACAUGUCGAAGAAGCAUAUAAGUUGAUCGAUAGAGUUGCCGGACGUGGUGUUUCCAAUAGUGAUUGCUACAGUUCUCUUGUAUUGGCUUUGAUUAGGAUUAAUAGACUCAAUGAGGUAGAGAAGCUCUUUAGGAAAAUGUUAGUAAGUGGGGCUAAACCUAGUGGCAUUGCUUGUAGUACCAUGAUUAGGGAGAUCUGUCAUGAGGGACGAGUGCUAGAUGGUUUUUGCUUAUACAAUGAAAUCGAGCGGAUUCAAUACAUUUCAUCCAUCGACACUGACAUCUAUUCUAUUCUUUUGGUUGGCUUGUGUCGGCAAAGCCAUUCAGUUGAAGCUGUGAAGCUUGCUAGGUUAAUGCUUAGAAGAAGGAUUCACUUAGAAGCUCCGUAUGUCGACGAAAUCGUCGAACAUUUGAAAAACUCUACAGAUAAGGAGCUAGUUACUCAACUCAGUAGAAUUGCAAGUUGAUAUUCUUGAACAACUAUUUAUUGUACUGUAAGAUUCUUUCCAGGGUUUUAUAAUAAUCAAAUUAAAUUACUGUUUUUGUUA
Gossypium raimondii (Peruvian cotton) is the source of this 1946-nucleotide messenger RNA. RefSeq names its product pentatricopeptide repeat-containing protein At5g47360. Gene Ontology annotation, molecular function: protein binding. The transcript has 3 exons. Lineage: Eukaryota; Viridiplantae; Streptophyta; Magnoliopsida; Malvales; Malvaceae. The coding region runs from base 246 to 1865 and encodes 539 amino acids. The record is from RefSeq and is a predicted model, not a curated record.